AUGGUCAAUGAGGCCUUCAAUUUCACGAUACAACAUGGGAGUGAGGAUAUCACAACAAUCGAACAUGCAGAAGAUGAUGAAGACGUGUUACCGAGCUUGUGUGAAGGUCCAAGUCGUGCGGCGCGGGAUUUUAACGAUCUACUGUCAGAUGGAGAACAAGAGUUAUAUCCCGGAUGCUCAAAGUACUCCAAAUUAUCGUUUUUAGUGAAGCUUUAUCAUAUCAAGUGUAUGUGCGGUGUGAGUGACAAGGCAAUGACAAUGAUUCUUGACUUACUGCGGGACGCAUUCGAACAAGCAAAACUUCCGAAUACAGUGUAUGAAGCCAGGAAGACAAUAAGAAAGGUGGGUAUUGAAUACGCCAAGAUAGAUGCUUGUCCAAAUGAUUGUAUGUUGUACCGAGGUGAUGAUGCGAACCUGACUAGGUGCAAGAAAUGUGGGUGUUCAAGAUGGAAGCAGAAGACUAAAAAGGGCUCUAUUCUUAGGCUCAACGUACCAGUGAAGAGAAAUGGAAAACCUAUAGCAGCCAAAACCUUUCGUUACUUUCCCCUCAUACCACGACUGCAGCGGUUAUUCAUGUGCAGCAAGACAUCGAGUGAUAUGUUAUGGCAUUCACAGGCUUCUAAUAACGAUGGUUUCCUUAGGCAUCCAAGGGACGCUGAAGCAUGGAAAAAGUUUGACGCAAAGUAUACAAAUUUUUCGGUGGAUCCGCGCAAUGUUUGCGUAGCCUUGGCGAGCGAUGGAUUUAAUCCCUUUGGGAAUAUGAGCACAAAGUACUUCAUCUGGCCUGUGAUUCUUAUUCCGUAUAAUCUACCACCCUGGCUUUGCAUAAAGCAGACAUCUUUCAUCCUAUCCACGCUUAUUCCUGGGCCGAAAAUGCCAGGUAAUGACAUAGAUAUUUAUUUGCAGCCUUUGAUAGAUGAGUUGAAGCAAUUAUGGGAUGGCGUUGAAACCUAUGAUGCCAAAGAGGGAAACACUUUCAAGAUGUGUGCGGCACUGAUGUGGACUAUCAGCGACUUUCCAGGAUUGGGAAACCUAUCUGGCUGGAAUACGCACAAUGGAUGCAAUGGCCAGGAUGUGGAUGAAGAUGACUCGCAUUGGAAGAAGAAGAGUGUUUUCUUUGACCUCCCGUACUGGGAGGAUCAGAUGUUGCGUCAUAACCUCGAUGUGAUGCAUAUAGAAAAAAACGUGUGCGACAAUGUAGUCUUCACUAUCUUAAACGAUAGUGGCAAAUCUAAAGACAAUGUUAAAGCUCGCAGAGAUUUACAAUGCAUGGGUAUAAGGCCUAAAUUAUGGCCGGGAGAAGGUGGUAAAUAUCCUUCUGCAAUAUUUGCGAUGUCGAAUUCACAGAGAGAUGUAUUCCUGAAGACUUUGAAGAAUGUGGUUUUUCCAGAUGGUUACUCUAGCAAUGUUGCUCGUUGUGUUGAUUUGCGACAACGCAAGUUAUCUAGGUUGAAAAGUCAUGACUGUCAUAUUCUGAUGGAACAAUUACUCCCAAUUUUAGUGAAGAUUGCACUUCCGAGUCCGGUGUCCAAUGUGAUUGCAAAUUUGUCGUCAUUUUUCCGAGAACUUUGUGGGAAAGCCAUAAACCCUAUGCAGCUUGCUGAGCUUCAGAAUCAUGUUGUGCAAAUCUUGUGUCAGAUAGAAAUGAUUUUUCCUCCAUCCUUCUUCACCGUCAUGGUUCACCUCACCGUGCAUCUCGUUGAUGAAGUUACUCUUGGUGGACCAGUAUAUUAUAGGUGGAUGUAUCCAAUAGAAAGGGCACAACCGGAAGGCUCAAUUGCAGAAGGCUAUUUAUCUGAGGAAAUCCUGACUUUCUGUUCUAGGUAUUUGGAUAAUAUUGAGACUAGAAUCAACCGACCAGGGCGAGUUGAUGAUGAGCCUAUUGACGUUCGUCAUAAUUCAGGGGAAAGUAUGUUCCCAGCUAUUGGAAAGGCAUUAGGGGCUGUAUCGCAUUUCGAACUCAGUCCAAUGGAAAAACAUCAAGCUCAUCGUCAUGUGCUAGUCAACUGCGAUGCCGUGGUUCCGUUCCUUGAGGAAAACACAAAGCGAAGCUUGCAUCAUCAGACAAGGUCACAAGCUAAGAUAGAUAGUGUCGUCCAUGCAGAAUUUCCUCACUGGUUUAAGCAUAAGGUUCUUAUGGAAAGUACGCUUCAAUCGAAAGACCUGCAGUUGCUUGCGUGCGGUCCCAUGAUUCAGGCCAGACGUUUUGGGGCGUACAAUGUUAACGGGUAUAAGUUUAGAACUAUCUCAAAGGAAAACGAGAUGAAAACACAAAAUAGUGGAGUAUAUGUAUCAUCUAAUAUAAGAAGUUAUGCAAGCAUGCGUGAUAAUAGAGUGGCUGUUGGUGGUGUUCCAUAUUACAGAAAAAUUGUAGACAUAAUUGAAUUAAAUUAUAGCUGUUCCUUCACAGUGGUAUUGUUCAAAUGUGUUUGGGUUGAUACCACUACCAGUAGAGGCAUCAAACAAGACCAUUUGGGGCUUACCAGCGUUAAUUUCUCUCAUCCAAUACACACUGGUAAUCGUGAAGAAGAUGAAUUGUACAUAUUGGCAUCAGAGGCUCAGCUUGUAUACUAUGUGGAUGGUGAAGUAGCUAAAGAAUGGAGUGUUGUGGUUCAUGUGAAACCAAGGGAUUUGUAUAACAUGGGAGAAGAGAAUGAAGAAGCUGAAGUUGGUUUUUCUCCACAGCCAAGGUUGAACAUGUCAGCGGAAGGUGACAUUGGAGAUUUACUGUUGACAAGGGAGGAAAAUAUAGGAGACCUCAUAGAAAAUGCCUCAGAGAAUUUUGAUGAUGUCGCGUAA
Arachis ipaensis is the source of this 2799-nucleotide messenger RNA. RefSeq lists its product as uncharacterized. The record is from RefSeq and is a predicted model, not a curated record. Lineage: Eukaryota; Viridiplantae; Streptophyta; Magnoliopsida; Fabales; Fabaceae.